Molecule: messenger RNA, 1603 nt
Organism: Miniopterus natalensis
Lineage: Eukaryota; Metazoa; Chordata; Mammalia; Chiroptera; Miniopteridae
Gene: RHAG
Product: Rh associated glycoprotein
Biological process (GO): ammonium transmembrane transport; ammonium homeostasis
Cellular component (GO): plasma membrane
Molecular function (GO): ammonium channel activity
Source: RefSeq, a predicted model, not a curated record
AUGAGGUUCAAAUUCCCUCUCAUGGCCAUUGGCCUGGAGGUUGCCAUGAUUGUUUUAUUUGGAUUGUUUGUUCAGUAUGAAACGGAUGAGACUCUUCUCCAGCAGCCCAACAGCACCAAGUCAACAGAUGUGGCCAGAUUCCUUGAGUUAUACCCUCUAUUCCAGGAUGUACAUGUCAUGAUAUUUGCUGGGUUUGGCUUCCUCAUGACCUUCCUGAAGAAAUAUGGCUUCAGCAGUGUGGGCAUCAAUCUGCUGAUCGCUGCUCUGGGCCUCCAGUGGGGCACUCUCAUACAGGGCAUCCUGCACAGCCAUACACAGAAAAUUAACAUUGGAAUCAAAAACAUGAUAAAUGCAGACUUCAGUACAGCCACGGUUCUGAUUUCUUUUGGAGCUGUCCUGGGAAAAAUAAGUCCACUCCAAAUGCUGAUGAUGACAAUCAUAGAAAUUACUGUCUUUGCUGUCAAUGAACAUCUGGUUGCUGAGAUGUUUAUGGCCACUGAUAUUGGAGCAUCAAUGACAAUCCACGCCUUUGGGGCCUACUUUGGCUUGGCUGUCGCAGCCGUCCUAUAUCGACCAGGCCUUCGGAGGGGACAUGACAACGAGGAGUCUGUGUACCACUCGGAUUUGUUUGCAAUGAUUGGGACUCUUUUCCUAUGGAUAUUUUGGCCCAGCUUUAAUUCUGCCAUCGCCGAAGCAGGAGACAAACAGUACAGGGCCAUCGUAAACACCUACUUCUCUCUCGCUGCCUGCGUGCUCGCGGCCUACGCAUUCUCCAGCCUCGUUGAGCACCGAGGCAAGCUCGAUAUGGUACAUAUUCAGAACGCGACCCUCGCUGGGGGAGUUGCCGUGGGCACCUGUGCAGACAUGGCCAUUCACCCCUACAUGUCCAUGGUCAUUGGAAGCCUUGCAGGAAUCAUCUCCGUGCUUGGAUUCAAGUUUCUGACUCCACUUUUUGCUACUAAGCUGAGGAUCCAAGAUACCUGUGGGGUCCAUAACCUGCAUGGCUUACCUGGUAUGCUAGGAGGCCUGGCAGGCAUUGCGGCGGUGGCCUUGGGAGCAUCUGACGUGUCUACCCCGGCCAUGCAAGCAGCUGCUCUAGGUUCUUCCAUCGGAACAGCAGUUGCUGGAGGGCUGAUCACAGGUUUAAUUCUGAAGUUACCUAUCUGGGGACAGCCACCUGACGAGUACUGCUAUGAUGAUUCUGUCUUUUGGGAGGUCCCUAGGUGGAGAGAACAUGACAGUCAUUUCUAUGAACAUCAAGGCCACAACCACUUGGAACCUGAACCCUAAGUGCCAUUCCUCUGCCUCAGCUUCCUUUAUUUAGAAUCAAGUUUAAAUAGACGAAAGCACCCAGUGGGAAUAUAGACCAGCAUGGAAGAUCCUGAGCCCCAAAUGUUCAGUGUAAAAAUGUCUUAGCAUACUCUGGUGUUGUCUCUGAUGUUCCCUGAUUUUUAUAUAGGGCCUAUGACUCAUAAAACAGGUGGGCAAGACUACUCUUGACCAUCAGGUAGAUACAGGGUGAACACUCGAUGUUCGAUGUAUAUUCGUGUAUAUUCCCCAUGGAGGUAGAUUUAUAUAGAAACUAUACUUUCAAAUCAUAUCA